CCAACCAAGCUCUAUAGUUUCGGCCAUUGCCAAUGGCCACCUGCGGUUUUCCACCUUUAUCCUUCCGUUCAUCUUUCAAUCAAUCCAGACUAACGAUAAAUGGAAAACUACACCCCAAAUCACCAUCAAUCAUUUGGCAAGGGCACGUCAACACGCAUGGAAAAGAAAAAAGGCCCCAAUUGGAGAGGAAGAUAGUGCGUUCACGGGUCUCCACAAAAAGUUGGGGGAUCAUGUCACUAGGUAGAACUGCCAAUUUUCAACCUAGUCCAGCAUCACCAUCUGAUACAAUUCAACAGUUCUACAAAUGCAUCAAUACCGGGGGCUGGAGGAACCUUGCUGACUUCAUGGCAAAAGAAUGUAUAUUUGAGGAUUACACGUUUUUUGUUCCCUUUGAGGGAGAAAAGGAAAUUAUGCAGUUCUUUGCGCAGCUGACAGAAGCCAUGGGUAAGAAUGUAAAGUUUGCGACAGAACACAUAUGCAGAGGUGAUGAUUCCACAAUUGCUACUAUGUGGCACUUAGAGUGGAACAAUAUACAAAUACCCUUCACCAGAGGUUGCAGUUUCUUCGAAUGCAUAAGACAAGAAGACAGAUUUCUCAUCAAGCAUGCCAGAAUUAUUAAUGAGUCGCCUCUAAAAUCAGGAGCAAUGGCACUGACCCUAUUGAAGUUGGUUACUUCCUUAUCCGACGAAUUCCCACAAGCAACUGAGAAGUUCCUAAAGAAGCCCUACGCUGUACUUCAGUUUCUACUAAGGAUAUACAAAUUAUUUGUGGAACCAUUUAUACGUCCAGUACUUGUUUUCUACAUUAAGCUCUGGAAGUUCCUUGCUCGAUUGGUCAGCUACGCACUCAACGUCCUGUUCAGUAUUUCAAGGAUCUUCAGAUAGAGGACGGCAAAUACUAGUGAAGAAAAAGAAAAACGUGAGGAGGCUUCACAUUACCUGUUAUUUCUCGUUAUCAUUCUCCUCCCAAUCAGGUCUAGUCUCCAGCAAUGAGAAAAUUAUUAUGGGCCCAAGACCAGGUGGAAGCUGAGGUUUGUUGAAGGCCAAAAUCGGUUCAUGUAUAUUGCCAGUAACUGGUCCUUCUUUGGUAAUUUCAUUAUUUCCUUUCUUCUGGAUAGAAGUUGUAUACAUCCCUACACAUUAAAAGAUUCUAGGAAGUGUACUCUGAGAAUUACACGUGGUAGAAGAGAAAAUUCUAAAAGUGUACAGUGAGAAUUACCCAUUGACUGUCUUAUUAAAUUGAUC
Papaver somniferum (opium poppy) is the source of this 1244-nucleotide messenger RNA. RefSeq lists its product as uncharacterized. The record is from RefSeq and is a predicted model, not a curated record. The transcript is spliced from 6 exons. Bases 33 to 884 code for a protein of 283 amino acids. NCBI's taxonomy places the organism in Eukaryota, Viridiplantae, Streptophyta, Magnoliopsida, Ranunculales, Papaveraceae.